AUGUGAAUGAGAAGGAAAUCGGUAGAUGGAGAGAGGAGAGAGAAAAAUGAAAGCGUAUGCGGUUUUGGGGCUGCUUCUUCUUUCGACUUUUGCCGGUGACGUAUCGGCACUUUCGGUCACGGUGAACGAUGUUGAAUGCGUAUACGAGUAUGUACUCUAUGAAGGCGAUACGGUUUCAGGUAACUUUGUCGUCGUCGAUCAUGAUAUAUUUUGGAGCUCCGAUCACCCCGGCAUCGACUUCAUCGUGUCUUCUCCUGGAGGGAAUGUAGUUCAAACGAUGAAAGGAACAUCUGGGGAAAAAUUUGAGUUUAAGGCUCCAAGAAGUGGAAUGUACCAAUUUUGUUUUCAUAAUCCGUACUCGACUCCAGAGACGGUCUCUUUCUACAUUCAUGUUGGUCAUAUUCCCAAUGAGCACGACCUAGCAAAAGAUGAGCAUUUGGACCCUGUUAAUGUGAAAAUUGCUGAAUUGAGGGAGGCAUUGGAAUCUGUUACAGCUGAACAAAAAUACUUGAAAGCACGCGAUGCUCGACAUCGCCAUACAAAUGAAAGCACACAUAAACGGGUGAUCUUUUACACAAUUGGCGAAUACAUAUUGCUGGCUCUAGCAAGUGGACUCCAAGUGGUUUACAUACGGCGGCUGUUCAGCAAAUCGGUUGCAUACAAUCGGGUUUGAGGCCCUAUAUGUUAUAGAUUAGAACAUGUUCUAACAAGUAUGUGUUGGUUCAUUGUGAUCUUAUUUAUCGUCUUCAGAGCUCUUUGUUGUUUUUACCCUUUUACAAUGAAUGCAAUAUUACAAUUUCCAAGUCUCUCUUUCGGUUUUUAGA
Cynara cardunculus var. scolymus (artichoke) is the source of this 824-nucleotide messenger RNA. Its product is annotated as transmembrane emp24 domain-containing protein p24beta3. The record is from RefSeq and is a predicted model, not a curated record. Gene Ontology annotation, cellular component: endoplasmic reticulum; Golgi apparatus; endoplasmic reticulum-Golgi intermediate compartment. The transcript is spliced from 4 exons. Bases 26 to 673 code for a protein of 215 amino acids. NCBI's taxonomy places the organism in Eukaryota, Viridiplantae, Streptophyta, Magnoliopsida, Asterales, Asteraceae. Gene Ontology annotation, biological process: Golgi organization; endoplasmic reticulum to Golgi vesicle-mediated transport; intracellular protein transport.